This is a messenger RNA of Camelina sativa (false flax), 2130 nucleotides long. NCBI's taxonomy places the organism in Eukaryota, Viridiplantae, Streptophyta, Magnoliopsida, Brassicales, Brassicaceae. The record is from RefSeq and is a predicted model, not a curated record.
AUGGCUGAAUCUGCAGAAACAUCAGCUUUAAGAAGAAAUUCAAAAGAUGUUGCUUGGGAAUAUGGGAUGUUGUGUAAUCCUAAAAAUCCUGAUAAGGUGAAGUGUAAGUUAUGCGGGAAAGAAUUUUCAGGUGGGGCAUAUAGGAUGAAAGAGCACAUUGCAAAGAUUCAAGGAAAUGUUUCUGCUUGUCCAUUAUCAUCAAAAGAGGAUCAAGAAAAGUGUAAAACUGCUAUUGAUGAAGCAAAGAAGAAAAGAAAAAACAAAAUGAUGUCAGAUGUUGACUUGAGAAAUUCUGUAAAAAUAUGUGAUGAUGGGGAAGAGGAUGUUGAACUUGGAGAGAUGGGAACAAAAAAGAAGCCACGAACACUUGGUCCAAUGGACAAGUUUGCAUCAGAUAUUAACCCACGACUUUCUUCCAUUCCAACAAAGCAACAAAAUAUAAGUGAUGCGCUUUGGAAAGAUAGACUUCAUAAAGUUCAUCAAUAUGUUGCAAGAUGGGUUUAUGUAGCUGGUGUCUCUUUUAAUUCUACAGGAAUUGAUGAGUUUAAGUUGAUGCUUGAAGCUGCAGGACAAUUUGGUCCAGGAGUUACACCACCAAGUCAAUACCUCUUACGUGAGCCUUUAUUGAAAGAAGAAGUUGGUAGAGUGAAAGGUUUGUUAAAGACCCAAGAAGAAGAGUGGAAGGAGAAUGGUUGUUCAGGAAUGACUGAUGCUUGGUCUGAUAGAAAAAGAAGAAGUAUUAUGAAUUUGUGCAUCAAUUGUAGAGGAGGAACUAUGUUUCGCUCUUCUAGGGAGUGUUCCGAGGAUGCUCAUACAGGUCAAUUUAUUUUCGAGUUUGUUAAAGGAUGCAUUGAGGAUGUUGGGGUAGAGAAUGUGGUUCAAGUGGUAACCGACAACGCACCAAACAAUAUGGCUGCAGCUAAGAUCUUAAAAGAGAAAUUACCAAGCAUUUUUUGGACAUCAUGUGCUGCUCAUACAGUGAACUUAAUGCUAGAGAGCAUUGGGAAACUCCACAACUUUAAGACGGUCAUUGACAGAGCUAAAGGUUUCACCAUCUUUGUUUAUGCUCACCAUAAGACUUUGGCAAUGAUGAGGAAAUUCACACAAAAUAAAGAUAUUGUGAGACCGAGAGUCACUAGAUUUGCGUCAUGCUUCUUAACACUACAAAGUUUAAUGGAUAAACAAGAUAAGUUAGAAGCCAUGUUUAUUAGUACUGAUUGGAAAAGGUGUAAAUGGGCAAAGCAUCCUAAAGGAGUAGAAGCCUAUAAAACAGUGAGAAUUGAUGGGGACAAGAAGCCGACGAUGGGUUACUUGCAUGGGGAGUUAACACAAGCAAAAGUUGAGGUGCGUGGUGGGUUGAACAAUGUUGAAAAAAACAUACAACCAAUCAUGAAUAUCAUUGACCAAAGGAUAAAGGGUCGGCAUGACAAUCCUCUGCAUUUGAGUGCUUAUUUUUUGAAUCCUUACUACUUCUACAAGGAUUCAACCAUCCCAUUAAAGGAUAAUUGCAAUGUCAUCAAUGCUGAAAUUACUAAGUACAAAAAGAAAGAAGAUAACUUUGGGACACUAUGGGCCAUCAAAGGUUGUGAAGAUAACAAAGAUGAUUAUGAUCCAGUUGAAUGGUGGAGUACUUAUGGAACUUCAGUUCCUAACUUACAAAGAAUGGCUAAGAGGAUAUUGUCUUUAACGACUAGUUCAUCGGGAUGUGAAAGGAGUUGGAGCUCAUUUGAAGGGAUACACACAAAGAAGCGGAAUCGGCUUGAUACAAGUCGCUUGAAUAAUCUUGUUUUUGUCCAGUUCAAUACUAGAAUUAUGAACAAAAGAAAAAAGGUACAAAAGGAGAAGAAUAUUGAUAUAUUAGUUGCUGAUCACGCUAUUUAUGCUCAAGAAUGGAUUAUUGAGGGUGAAAAUGGAGAAGAGGACUUGGAUGUGGAUUUAGGACUUGGCAGUGGCGAGAGAGCUGGAAAGAGAGCUGGAGAGGGAGCUAGAGAGACAUCAAUGGCGGGUAAUGUGGGUGAUGUUAGAGAAUUGGAUGAUGAAGUUGUCAUUUCUGAUGAUGAAGAUGAAGAACAUGUUGAUAUUGACUUCGAAUCAGAUGGAGAUGAAGUUCAAGAUAUAUACGGAGUAUAA